Vigna radiata var. radiata (mung bean) is the source of this 2792-nucleotide messenger RNA. Its product is annotated as mitochondrial Rho GTPase 2. The record is from RefSeq and is a predicted model, not a curated record. Gene Ontology annotation, cellular component: mitochondrial outer membrane. Gene Ontology annotation, molecular function: calcium ion binding; GTP binding; GTPase activity. The transcript is spliced from 14 exons. Gene Ontology annotation, biological process: mitochondrion organization; small GTPase-mediated signal transduction; regulation of mitochondrion organization. The coding region runs from base 19 to 2049 and encodes 676 amino acids. NCBI's taxonomy places the organism in Eukaryota, Viridiplantae, Streptophyta, Magnoliopsida, Fabales, Fabaceae.
GGAACUGGCAAGGAAUAUAUGAAUUCAAGUGACUCCAUCGAUUGUCCAAAAACACACCGCGUUUCCAUACCAACACCUCUCCAAAUUUUCUCGUCUGUUCCUUGUUUUCCUGCAAUGGUAGGCCCCUUCAGCGCCGGCGGCGAUCGCAGGGUGGUUAGAGUCGCCAUCGUAGGCGACGGUGGUACCGGAAAAUCCACACUCGUUGCCGCAAUGGCGUCGGAAUCUUUCCCCGAGUCCGUUCCGCCCGUGCUCCCUCCCACUCGCCUGCCUCAUAAUCUCUAUCCCGAUUCCGUUCCUCUCACCCUCAUUGACACACCUUCCAGCUUCGAAAAGCAAGGCGCGCGCAGUGAAGAAUUGAAGCGAGCUGACACGGUGGUCUUAACCUAUGCUUGCGACGAACCAUUGAGCUUUGAGCGUUUGAGUACUUACUGGCUCCCUGAACUGCGGAAGUUGGAGGUGAAGGCACCUGUGAUUGUAGUUGGCUGUAAGCUUGACCUUCGGAAUGAAAAUCAGCUAGUGAGCUUAGAGAGUCUCACAACAAAUAUCAUGCAACAGUUCACAGAAAUUGUCACUUGUGUUGAAUGCUCUGCUGUUACACUUUUCCAGGUCCCAGAAGUUUUUUAUUUUGCCCUAAAAGCAGUACUGCAUCCAGUAGAUCCAUUGUUUGAUUAUAAAAGACAUGGUUUGACAGAUCCAUGUGUGAGGGCUUUAAGAAGAAUAUUUAUUCUAUGCGAUCAAGACAUGGAUGGUGCUCUCAAUGAUGAAGAGCUAAAUGAGUUUCAGGUUAAAUGCUUCAAUGCAGCAUUGCAGCCAUCUGAAAUAGUAAAAGUCAAAUCGAUUGUGCAGCAGAAAGUACCUGCUGGAGUCAACUCUGUUGGUCUUACCUUUCCAGGCUUUAUUUAUGUCAAUAACAUGUUUCUACAGAAAGGGCGAACAGAGACAUUGUGGGCCGUUCUAAGAAAGUUUGGAUAUGAUAAUGAUUUAAAACUCCGGGAUGAUUUCCUUCCAGUUCCAUCGAUGCAUGCUUCUGAUCAGAGUGUGGAGCUGACAUGUGAAGCCGUAGAGUUUCUGAAUGAUAUCUUUCAAUUGUUAGAUACAGAUAAAGAUCUAACUCUACGACCUGCCGAAGUUGAUAACCUAUUUGAUACUGCUCCAGAAAGUCCAUGGAACAAUGCCCCAUAUAAGGAUGCAGCAGAGAAAACUGAUAUGGGCUAUAUCUCUCUAAAUGGAUUUCUGUCUCAGUGGGCCCUCAUGACAUUACUUGAUCCAAAACUUAGCUUGGCUAAUUUGAUUUACAUUGGAUAUAAGGGUAAUCCUGCUGCAGCACUCCAUAUCACUCGUAAAAGGUCAUUAAAUCGCAAGAAGCAAACUACAAAAAGAAAUGUGUUCCAAUGCUAUGUUUUUGGUUCUAAACAGGCUGGGAAAUCUGCUUUGCUGUACUCGUUACUGGGAAGGCCUUUCUCAAAUAAUUAUGUUCCAACAACAGUUGAGCAGUAUGCGGCAAAUGUCAUUGAACUAAAAGGGGUAACCCGGAAAAUUCUCAUAUUGCGUGAGAUACCCGAGGAUAGAUUACCGGAACUUUUGUCAAAUCAGGAUUUUUUGGCUGCAUGCGAUGUAGCUGUUUUUGUGUAUGACAGCUCAGAUGAGUAUUCAUGGAAGAAAUCCAGAGAUUUGCUUGAGAAGGUCGUUAAACAUGGAGAACUAACUGGUUAUAGAACCCCUUGCCUGGUUAUCGCUGCUAAGGAUGAUUUAUCUCCAUUGCCAAGGGCAGUACUAGAUUCAUUCAAGGUUACCCAGGAAUUGGGAAUAAAGGCACCUGUUCACGUCAGUAUGAAACUAGGUGAUUCGAGUAAUGUGUAUAACAAAAUUAUUAAUGCAGCAGAAAACCCUCAUUUGAGCAUUCCAGAAACUGAGAUUUCGCGAAGAAAGAAGCAAAACCACCAGUUUCAUCGCUCUCUGAUUUUUGCCUUGGUUGGGGCUGCUAUGGCAGUUGCCGGUUUGACAGCUUGUCGCGUGCGUGCAGCAAAGAAGAAUGCUACUACUGCUUAGCAAUCAAACAACCGUUAUGCUAUUGCUUCUAACUUUUUAACAGUAUUUUUCUUUCUAACCUUGGUCUACCUAAAGUUAAAUGUUUGAUAUAUAGUAAUUACAAAUCACCUUCAUUGUUGUUGUAAGCAUGCUUUAACAAGGCUUCUUCAAUAUGAUUUACAUCUAGGUUUUUUUUUUUUUUUUUUUUUUUUUUUUUUUUUUUUUUUUUUUUUUUUUUUUUUUUUUCAUUGGAUACAUUGUAACCUCUCUAAUCCGAUCAAACCAUUUCAAGACGUUUCGAUACUAUUCUCCCAAACCAUUUUUUUUUAUCCCUUCCAACACCCAUUUGGAGUCAACCUGUGGAGGUAGGUAAGGAACAUGAAAGCCAGUCAAAUGUGACGUUUAAGAUAAUCAUUGAAAAUGUUAACAAGCUUAUUAUUCAUGUAACUAGUUGUGACUGGACGAUAUUAAAAACUGUUUUAUCUGUUUAUCCAAUGUUUUUUUCUUAACAAUUUCCUCUAACCAGGUUUGUGUGAGAUGUUGUAAUGUUUCCUAAAACCAAACCAACCACACAAUAUUAAAGUUAUAUUUUGUCAUUUCAGUGAAGUGAUUCAUUGGAGAAAAUUUCUAACGAACAAUAAGGAAACAAAUCAGGAUACACAAGGGGAGGGAAAAUUUCUACUUACAAUAAUGUAUGAUUCUCGUAAAGGUGAACGCAUUUUACGCAUGCAAUUGCUUUUUCGAAUAGUUAUGUCCAUUAAUGU